AUGAAGCAGCCAAAGGGGUUUGAAGAUCAUGUUCAUCCCAAUUAUGUAUGUAAAUUACACAAGGCAUUAUAUGGGCUUAAACAAGCUCCAAGGCAGUGGUUCAAAACGCUCUGCAAUCAUCUCAAAUUUCUCGGAUUCAAAAAUGGCACAGCUGACACAUCGCUGUUUGUAUUCCGUCAAAAUCAAGUGGAAUUAUAUAUGGUCAUCUAUGUGGAUGACAUUUUAUUAACAGGGAAUGAUAGUAACAUGAUAACACAAGUAAUAAGACAGCUACAACAGAAGUUUGCAAUGAAAGACAUGGGAUUGAUCACAAAUUUUCUUGGCAUUCAAAUUACCAAACAUAAGGACACUUAUUUCAUGUCUCAGACAGCAUAUGCCAAAACUAUACUAAACAAUGCAGGACUUGCACAAUGCAAACCAACAGCUACUCCUACUUACACAAAAUGCAUAGCAGAAACCAAAACAGAUGAGAUCACGAUGGAAGCUCAUACGUACAGACAAAUCACUGGAGCCUUACAGUAUCUAACAAUAACUAGACCAGACAUCACGUAUGCAGUUAACGUGCUCUGUCAAAACAUGCACAAUCCAGCUCAAGAACACAUGCAUAUGCUCAAGAAACUUUUGAGAUACAUAAAAGGCACAGUUAACUUUGGUAUUCCUGUUACAUCCGAACCUCUUCAAGUUUAUUCCUACUCUGAUGCUGAUUGGGCAGGAGACAAACAAACGAGAAGGUCAACAACAGGAUACUGCACAUUUCUAGGGAAUACUAUUCUCUCAUGGUGUGUCAAGAAACAACACACGGUGGCAAGGUCAUCAACAGAGGCGGAAUACAGGGCAUUGGCCGCUGCAACAGCUGAAGUUAUUUGGAUAAGAAAACUUCUUAAAGAUUUCAACAUAGAGCUCAACACACCAACUGAGAUACGGUGUGACAAUACAUCAGCUAUAGCGUUAGCAAAUAACCCU
Molecule: messenger RNA, 963 nt
Organism: Dendrobium catenatum
Lineage: Eukaryota; Viridiplantae; Streptophyta; Magnoliopsida; Asparagales; Orchidaceae
Exons: 1
Source: RefSeq, a predicted model, not a curated record